UUAAAAUCAUACACGGGAGGAGUAUAUGUGGCCUGCAUUUGCAAGGGAAGAUGCAAAAUAUUCAUAUUUACCAGAUGAAUGCUAGGAAUAUGUGUUGAAAUUUAUGAACGGCGGUGACGAGGACGACUGCGAACAUAAACGUAACUUGAAGUGUAUCUCUGACGAUUACGAACAUAAACGUAACUUGAAGUCUAUCUCCGCCGUCUCUAAGCAGUUGUUCUCCAUCACCAACAGUAUCCGAUCAUCUCUCACUAUAUAUGAUCCGACAACCCCUUUCCUAUCCCGCCUCUUCCAUAGAUUCACAAACCUUACCUCCACGUUGACCUUGAUGCACUUCUCCAUCAGAUCUCUACUUUUCCAUUGAACCACCUCGUAUCACUCGAUCUCUCUCACAAACCUACUAUUCCCGCUACCGGUUUACUAGCUUUCUCUAAAAAAAUUACAACUUUAACCUCUCUCAUUUGUUCCGACAUAGAUUCUUUCAAAAGUACUCACUUGUUCCUCAUCGCCCAAUGUUUCCCCUUACUAGAACAACUCGAACUGGACCUUACUGAAAAUCUUAUGUAUGAUGAUCAAGAUGGCGAUUCUUUCCAAAGCUUCUUCCAUGGAAUUGAGGCUCUUUCCUUGUCACUUUCCAAACUCCGCAAGCUUAAUCUCUCUGGCCAUUAUUAUAUCGAUGACAAAUCCAUUUUUCACUUGUUUAAAAACUGCGAGCUCCUACAAGACCUCAUCGUGCCUCAUUCUUUUCAUAUAACCAAAGAAGGACUUGUUUAUGCUAUCCGUCAGAAACCAACAACAUUGAGGUUUUCCAUUCGUCAUUGCGACGGCUAUACUUAUGCUGGACUAUUUACUUUGUUAUCCAAAUGUCAAUCUAUCCAACAUUUAGAUCUUCUUUCAGUUUCAUUUUUGAAUGAUCGUCAUGUUAUGGACUUGUCUUCACAUCUCCUCGGUUUGGUGUCUCUAAGCCUUAGGCGUUGUUUUAUGCUCACACAGUCAGCUUUGUUUACACUUGUUAGGAAAUGUCCUUCACUCACUCACAUCAAAAUGGAAGAUAUUGGGGGUAAGACUGUACUGAAUUAUUAUGAUGAUUUUGGACUAUACCCUCAAUUAAAGUCUCUCUAUUUGCCUAACAAUUCAUGGUUAAGUGAUCAAACCAUCAUAAUGUUUGUUUCUGCUUUCCCCAAUUUGCACCUGCUUGAUUUGAAAUCUUGCAAAGACAUAUCGCUACAAGCUAUUGUUCAAGUUAUAAACACAUGCCAAAGGAUAAGUCAUUUGGAUUUAUCAUUCUGUAACUUAACUUCACCAGUGAAUCUACUUGAAAUGAACUUUCGAGUUCCCCAGCUCAAGAUGCUAAACUUGACGUCUUCACAAGUUGACGAUGCAACACUCUAUGUGAUCUCAAAAAAUUGUUCUGGGCUCUUGCAAUUGUUAUUAAUUGAUUGUUCUCGAUGCACGCACAAGGGAGUGAAACAUGUGGUAGACAACUGCACGCAACUCAGAGAGAUCAAUUUGAAUAACUGUUUGAAUGUGCACACCAAUCUUGCUGCCUCAAUGUUAUUUUCAAGUCCAUCCUUGAGAAAGAUAACGGCUCCACCUCAUAUUCGUUUCACUGAAACUGAGAGGAAACUCCUCUUGCGUCGAGGAUGCUUUGUUUGCUGAAGUUUGAAUUCUGAAAUGUAACAUGUCUUUGUUUUCAUAUUUACUUAUAUUCUGGAUUGGGCAACACUUCCAUGAGGAAUUGUUUUUAAUUAAAUUAUUUCUGUUUACAUAUGUGUAUUUCCUCAUCCGUUUGUGCAUGAUAAUUGCUUUUGUAUUUGUGAAAGAUUUCAUAUUUUGUAUAAUAAUGCACAAAGCAAUGCAAGCAAUUUGGCAAUCUAUGUAGUUUUAAAUUGUAUUUCUUUUCUUGGCUUUGCCUUAAAUCAUGUACUUGAUAAGAUUCUUUUGUCAUAUUUAUUUCCACAAAGUGAUGUGAGAAUUACUCAACACCUUAUUUAUUUACUUCAGCAAUGUUGUAAAUAGGGUAUUGCAAUCGAUUGAAUGCAUCACUGUGUGGCAGAGAAUAGACAGUGCAGAGUUUGUCAAAGAAAACGGGUAUGAUUUAAUAGAAUUCAAAAUAGUUAUUUUGGAUGUCACUCUUUUACCACCAUUCAUUUGUUGUAGGAUCAUCUUUUACUAAGUGUCUUAAUUCACUAAUGAAAAAAUAUGAGAUGAUUGGGGUUGUCUCAUGUUUUGGAAUUCCUAAGUGGAUGUGAAUUUGGUGGUUAUAGAGGAAGAAGCUUUCUCAUCAUCUAACAUGUUUGACACAUUGUUGUCUCAUGUUGUGCUAGAAUGGUCUUCAAGUUUAGAAUUAUAGCUUGCAUUUCCCUUGGUCAAUAGUUUGCUAGAGGCAUAUUUAAUGUAACUAAAAAGCCUUUGUACACAUGUUUUCUUGGCAUGGAUUAGUAGCUACAGCAUACAAGCCUUUUGCUAUUAGCGAGACAGUUGAAUUAGUCAAAUGUAAGGUAAUGAAAUUGGGGUGCAAUAGAGUUAAAACUUUGUGAGGAAUCAAAAUGGCUUUUUAUUGAGGUAGCAACACAGAAUAUUUUGGUUAGUGCAGAGAUGAUGUGGUCUUUUCUGUUCUUCAAUAUUGGGCCGAUUAUGCUGAAAAAUGAAUGAUAUGGUUAAAGAUAAAGACUCAAGCUAUAGAGAUGUGGUAUUUAAGAGCUAUUUAUAUUGGCACUACCGCACUAGAAACAUGAUCAUUUUAUGCUAUGUGGAUAUGUUCUUUUGAUAAACUCACAUGCUACUUUUGAAAUCAUUUUAUGUUUUUUACUCAAACUUGUUCAGUUGAUGAUAUGUCUUGGAAUUUCGUGUUUCAUAUUUACUUCUGUUCUGGAUUGGGCAACACAUCCAUGAGAAAUUGUUUUUUUAUUUUUUAUUUCAGUUUGUAUAUGUGUAUUUGCUCAUCACUGAGUGGCAGAGAAUAACCAAUGCAGAGUUUGUUGAAGAAAACAUGUAUGAUUUAGUUAUAUCUGAACUACGUCAGAGUUAAUUAUUUUGGAUGUCACUCUUUUACCACCAUUAAUUUCUUUAACUGUGUUUCUUGAUUCACUAAUGAAAAAAUAUGAGAUGAUUGGGGUUGUCUCUCAUGUUGUGGAAAUCUUAAGUGGUUGAGAGUUUGGUGGUGUUAGUGGAGGCAUUCUCAUUGUUUAAUAUAGCUCAAGCUGUUAUGGCAGGUCUAGUUUAAUUGCUUGUUAUGCUAGAAUGGGUUGGUGUUAUGAUUCAAAUUAAUUGCUUGUUAUGCUAGAAUGGGUUGGUGUUAUGAUUCAAAUUAGAGAAAAGCCAUCUCAUCAAAGUGAGUCAUUAAAAUAGUUAGAGAUAAGAGACACUUGUCACUUGAUCCAACAAUCAAGGGAAUAAAGUUAACAACAAAUAUUCCCUUACCAUUCUAUAAAAUGGAAUAUUAAUUGGAAACAAAGGCAUGGAAGAAAAUUGAUGAAGUCUCUCCUCUCUCUCUUUGGUACUCUCUUGUAGAGUAAUAGCUUAAGUCUUGCACUUAGCUUUCUUCUAUCUUUCUACUAGUUUUCCACUUUAUGAUUUGUCUUGUAUUGUUCUUAGUGAAUUGGAUACAAAGACAUAUUUCAACAAUCAAUUACAUUUUCUCUGCAUUCAAUUAUUGAAAAAGGGCUAAACCCUUACGUUGGUGCUUUCAUCUAUCAAUCUAUCACCAUGGCAGAUAAUACUUGUUUGAAUGGGUUGGAGGCAGCCAUCCAAAAACUCAACGCCACAUUGAAGAAAUUAAUGGAAGAGGAAGACGCCCGUUAUGCUGAGUACACGAUGUUACGCACAAUUGAUACCUUGCGUUUGGACCGUGCUGAGGAACAAUUGGUUGCAGUUCAAGUGAGCUCUACUUCUAAUGGUGAUUUGGACUCAUUUCUGCAAUCUCCCGAGAAUCAAUCAUUGAUGAUGCUUACAACAAUGACCGACCAAUUGCAGGAAGAGAUCGAUGCUUCUGAUUUGCUCGAUGUCGAUGUCGAGAUGAUUGUUUCAGAUGCUUUAAGAGAAACCUUUUUAGUUGUUCAUGCCUGCUAAUUUGAGUAGUGCUAAAGUGAUCGAACCAUCCAUUUCAAAGUUUUAUGCAAUUCCCGAAAUCAAAGGUUUUCUUCCCUUCACUGUCAUACCCUGUAGUUUUAGCAAGCAACUGGGGUCUUCACCAAUGAUUAUCGUAGGCGAUUUCAACAUCGUUGUCCCGCUUACCCUGCAUACGAUACUUCUACCGGAUCCACCUAACUUAGUAUCCAUUCCGCCGCCGCCACUCGUCCCACCAUGGUUUCAUCACUCAGUUUACCCAAGACUAAUUGAUAGUAGAAUUCUUGUUGUUUAUGUGAUAACAUUGUGCUUUCUUUUGUUUGAGUGAUCCAUCAAAUAGUUGGUCUUGCAGAUGGGAAAUUAAGGGUUGGUUGCAAUAUAUAUUAUAGUAUGUAACCAAACCCAGUUGUAUGUUUUGAUCAUUCUUUGUAAGUAUAAAAUCUGGACUAUAAGCAAACGUAUGUUCAAAUCUCUUCAUAAAGAAAAAUCAACAGCUUACAACAAAGUAUGGGCAAACAUGGACUAAGUAUAUUUGCUUACUAUAUAUUAGUAAACAUGAUAAGUAAUCUAAAAGAAUAUAAGAAACUCACUUUUGCAAGUGAUAUAAACCUCAGUAUCAGUCAACAUGUCUUAUUAUGUUGUUGUGAUAAAUGUAUCAUAUGGUUCCAUACUCUAUUGCCAUGUGUGUCAAAUUUCCAAAGGGAAAAUGUGAAUGGUAUUUUUUUUUUGAGUUGGUAAAUCAUCUAUGUAGAAUCUCAUAAUCUCACAAAAUAUUAUCUUGAAAAGGGUUAGGAUAGAGUCCAACUUUAAAUUGAGGGUGUUUCGUGUUGUCAAAUAUCGGCCAUGUCGGUGGCGGUAACACUGGGUCAAUUUGUGAAGGAUGGCGGCGCCAUUAUGUUUUAUGGAGGCUAUGACAUAUUUUUGGCUUUCUGCCAUGGAUAACACUGGGGUGUGUAAAAUUAGUAUAACAAAUCA
Messenger RNA from Vicia villosa (hairy vetch), 5043 nucleotides. RefSeq lists its product as uncharacterized. The record is from RefSeq and is a predicted model, not a curated record. Bases 562 to 1659 code for a protein of 365 amino acids. Gene Ontology annotation, cellular component: SCF ubiquitin ligase complex. The transcript is spliced from 2 exons. Lineage: Eukaryota; Viridiplantae; Streptophyta; Magnoliopsida; Fabales; Fabaceae. Gene Ontology annotation, biological process: SCF-dependent proteasomal ubiquitin-dependent protein catabolic process.